This is a messenger RNA of Colletotrichum lupini, 1509 nucleotides long. RefSeq lists its product as uncharacterized. Lineage: Eukaryota; Fungi; Ascomycota; Sordariomycetes; Glomerellales; Glomerellaceae. The record is from RefSeq and is a predicted model, not a curated record. Bases 1 to 1509 code for a protein of 502 amino acids. The transcript is spliced from 2 exons.
AUGCAGUGCUGGGGCUCUCGACCUGUGUACCUCCAAUGCGUCCGGGACAGGCAACCGAGGACAACACGGGCCGAGGCGGGGAGUGCGGGGCGGGCCCUGAUCGACAUGAUUUCUUCCGACAUCUCCGGCUGGGCCAGGGAUUGCUUCAUCUUGCUUCAUCCACAGCACUUGACCUUUUCAAAUUUGCAUCAUUUCGACGCAACUUGCCCCUUCUGUGGUUACAUUCUCCCCAAAACCUGCAGCAGAUUGUACAAUUUUCGCAUUCCCUUGAGACUCGCGCCCUUGGACAGAGACCGCGUUCACGGAGUAACCGUGAUGAAGGUCCGGGCGCCGCACCCUUUCCUCUUGUUGUUUUUGGCCAGCAACAGCGUCGUAGAAGGAACAAUGAAGUGGAAGAAUCUCACGAGGCCGACGCCCAAUGUCCCGCUAGCGCCCGUACCACUUCCUGAGCCUGGGGCUGCCCGGGAUGGCGCAGAGAUUGUGAAGCAGUUGACGGGGUUGUCUCGGUCGAGUAUGAGUGGUGGCCAGGGUGCGAGACUGGAUCUUGUCAAGGUUAUUGAGCUUGAGGGGGAGUUAUGGGAGCCGGAGGGAAUUGUGAGGCUUGCGGGUGGUGAUAUGGAGGGGAAUGACAGAGAACGAGAUCCAGUGGACGUUGAUGAUGAGGAGAAUGGUGAUGAGGAAAGGUUUUGGGUUUCGGCAGGGGAGUAUACCGUCCCGACGGAGAAGUAUCCUGACGGAAAAUGGAUUGAUGGGACGGAUCGGAGUGCCGGGGCGGGCUUUGCGCAUUUCGUGGUGUUUGACGGGCGCGGAAGACGUGUUGGGGACUGGGUUGUUUCCGAGGAAGGGGACUUGGAGUACCGACCGAAUUCGACGGCAACAGUGGUGAGGGUUAAUCCGGUCAGCGUGGAAAUGGAGAGGGUCUUCCAGGUGGCGGAUCACCAGGGUGGGAUCGUGCAUGAUGUCCACAAUGGGACGUUGACGACAUUGGGGUGGGGUGGGAGAGUUGCGAGGAGAUGGGAUAUCAGCAAGGCCGGGAUGACAUGGGAGGGCGAAACUGGCGGUGGGAUAGGAAAGGGGAAACAGGCUCAACUUGGCAAACGGGGUGAAGUGGAUUACAAUGGGGAAGUCGACGGACCUCAGACAACAAUCGUGAAUCCUUCACACUGGAUCGAUUACCAAGACUGUAAAUCUCUCGGCAUCGUCGACGGGAGGCAUCUGAUGCUUUGUUCCGGCAUCGCGAUGCUGGCGCCGGGGUUGGAGGUGGGUGGGUUGGCGAUUGUUGAAGUGGAAGGGAUGGUUCCUUUGUGGGAGGUGCCGUUCAUGGAAAGAACAGGGGUUAUGCCGUGGACGGGGGAUGAGGACCACAUAGAAGCGAGCAUGGGGAGGAAGAGCGUGUUGAUGACGAAGAACCCGAUGGAUGUUGCUGUCGUUGGGGGACGAGUGAGGCUGUAUUUUGCGCCGGAAGAGGGCAAGAGUAGAAUUUUUGUUUAUGAGGUACGUGAGGGGUGA